GUCCCUGCAAGUCCCUGCAUGGCUAUCACAAUUAAGUCCAUCACAAGUCCUUCAGUCUCAAUCAAGUCACUAUCAUUCAAGUGAACUUUUACAAAAGCAGUCCUUUGUCAUUGUUCAUCGCUUUACUUGUGACUGGACUUGUGAAAGGACUUGUGAAAGGACUUGUGAUGGAUCGAAAACAACACUGAACACUUGUAUUGGUGCUACAUUGUUCCCUUUGUUUGUCUCGAUCCUCAACCAAACCUCGGUAGACUAUACCUUCCAGGUGAUGUGUAAAAGGUAUUCCAAGGUCCAAGGAAUUCGGUUUUUUUGAGGAGAGGUUCUUCACUGAGGGAUGAUGUGUCCUGCACGAUGAGGGCCUGAGGGAGGGGUUUCCCCAGCCAUAUGACAAUGAUGAAUUUAUUCUAAAACAUUACUUUCUAAUAAGACAUUAAACAGAGCGAGCGUAAAGUUGUUUGUUAUACAUGUAAACAAAAAUGAGAUUAUAUGUUUUUAAAGAUAAGAGCUCCAUGCAGGGCACAUGUAUUAAUUUAUGUAAAUACUAGCAGUUCUAUUACAUUUGUAUACUAUCAAUGGCAUAACUAGGGUUAAACUUCUCUGGGGCACCAGGGGUUGCACAUGUUUUUUUAAGGGGAUACUGAAUAUAUAUACUGUGGCGUCCGUGCCGGUCGGCCGCCAGAGGGCACCAGCGCGGUUCCACGGUGGAGCCGCGCAGUGGAGCCCCUGGUGGUCGGCCGGGGAGGCCCGUUCUUCCGGGCGGCGCAUGCGCAGUAGGGUUGUUGUUGCCUCGUUGCUGAAGAGAAUAGUUGUGUUUUGUGGUGUACGUUUUUGUGAGGAAUAAACAGCCUAGAGCCAGCAGAAACGAGUAUACCUGUGUUGGAGUACUUUUUGAGUGCGUGUGAGGAACCCCAGAAUUGUUCUACGCUACAUUGGUGGCAGUGGCGGCACGCAGAAGGCGGAAAAACAGGAUGGACCCGGCCCCGAUUCAUUGCCCGCACUGUGACCAGACGUUCGGGAGGAGGAGGAACUUACAGAGGCACCUAAACACCGCGUGUGUGGCGCUCCACCCGGAGCGCCCAUACCCCUGCCAGAGAGGGUGUGGAGUUCGGUUUUUUAGGGCCGAUGUCCGCGCCAGACAACACCAUUUCUGCCAAGGGGACAGCGUGGCCGUGGUGAUGGCGGAGGCCGAUGCGCUGGAGGUGCACGCCAGUGACGACGACAUGGGACAGGCCCCGUCCCCGCCUCAUCUCUCCUGGCAAGGGACCCCAGACCCACCUCCAUUCGGACGGUGUGGUCCGGCAGGACGGUCCCCGUCGCCGCCGCCACUAAGAAGCAGGUAAGUCCAGUGUCGUCAGGGGGGCCGGGGGGCUGCGACCACCUGGAGCGGUCCUUCCGGCCUUCCCGACCUGAACAGGACAGGUCGCCUGGUCGGCGGAGCCGGGACCGGGCCGAGCGACCCUGCCAGCCACCACCCCGGCGGAGUCCCGACCGGCGGUUCCCCUGGAGCCGUGCCCAGGGCAGGCGUCCUCGCUUCAGCAGGGCAGCGGAAGCAAGCCCUGGUCGCCCCCAGCCGACACGGGCGGAAGGCGAAAUGCAGACGGAACCCCCGAUGUCCCCUGAGGGUCCGGUCCAACCGUGGCAUGGCCAGCGGAGGGUUCUGCCGGCCGGGUCUCGGGUGAGCCUUCUGGACGGGACCUCACUGCGACAGGAGACGGCGGGCGCCCUCCACCCAGACAACACCACCAGGGAGGCCGCCACGCACAUGCUGGAACCCCUGUGCGAGCAUGCGCGGGACGAAUGGCGGCUCGAAAGGACAGUCCAUGGAGCAGACGAGGUCGGCCACCGGCUGAUGCGGACACAGGUGGUCCACACCUAUGAAGUGCCUGGGCGUCUCCUGCAGACGUACAAGGGACAGCAGUACGGCCAGCACUUCGUAGAUCCCUCCGUGUCCGCUCAACCUUCACUGGGAGGAAUGCUGCCCCCUGGAGCGCCUCCGCCCCCGCGCUACCCCGAUGGUGUCCCCCUAGAGUUCUGGGAGCAGCUGUUCCGGCAAACGGAGUUUCAGCGCCGGCCGCCACCCACCAACUAAACCUUAGACUUGUUCUUUGAUUUCUUGUU
Molecule: messenger RNA, 2118 nt
Organism: Patiria miniata (bat star)
Lineage: Eukaryota; Metazoa; Echinodermata; Asteroidea; Valvatida; Asterinidae
Exons: 2
Coding region: 1592-2089 (165 amino acids)
Source: RefSeq, a predicted model, not a curated record